CAGUCUCUGCAAAGUUGAAUGAUUGAGUAGAUCUCAUUUUACCUGUUCAUUUUGGUAAUGUUUUAACAACGUUUUGUUAACCAGAAACAUUUUUUCACUAUUAGGGAUAUUAUAGUGAAAUUAUGAGAAAAAAAGGAAUACUUCAGAGGUCUCUACCAACCUUGGCCAUUCUGUGAUUCACUCAGCAGAACCUCCUAUCUGUAUGUCUCGGUAUUCUUCAAAAAUGAUUUUUUUUUUUUUAAUUAGUGCUUCUAGAAAAAAAAAGCAGUAGAACAGAUUAUGAAACCCCUCGCUUGUCUUUAUGAUAAACAGAUUUGAACCCACAGAUGUUUUUGUUAGUGCAAAAUAACAACAUGGAAACUAGAAAACUUACAUAAAAAUAAUUUGACCUUAAGCAGUAAGUGCGUAAGAAACAUUUUCAAAAUGAAAUACGGGUAUAAUUGCUGACAAAAGACAGAGGAGGUGACUGCGUAAAUCCUUAACUCUUUAUUGAGCCAGGAAUGAGUUCAUUCUCUGUGUUCCUCCCAACAGGAUAACGCCUGGAGCUGUUACAACACGCCUGCAGCCAGCACUAAGUACCUCCCUUUGGUGGAGGGCAACAUACGCAGGCAUAGCAGAGCUUCGGCUCUUAUCUUACCUCAUCUAAUCUGUGGUUGUCAUGUGGUGAGCAGGAUGGUAGAAUGUGUUUGUAUUUGGUAGAUACAAUUUGGAAAUAGUGCCGGAAAGCACAACAAAAAAAGCAGGGUGGGACAAACAGGAUAAGCAACGAUUAUUCUCCACAGCUUUCCUGAAGUGUUUAUAACUGGCUUAGCGAGUUCAGCAAAUGUGUUUACGGUGUACUUUUACCAAGAAUGAGAACCUGCCUCGGCAGUCCCAAAGUGCCUGUGAUUUCUGAUUACUUUGGAAGGAACCUAGGAACGUGCUUUGCUCUAUCUGACCAUGUAUUUUCAGGGUGAAACUGUGGACAUGGCCUCAGAUACAAUGAUUUUUUCCCCCUCUGGAGAAUUUGGGCAAAAAUAAUAGCAGCUGAAUUCUGUCCCGAGUGGUAAAGCUCUACAGGUCACUUGCAGACUCAAGAUGUGGACAAAAUGGCUGGGAAAAGGGAGAAAUUCAACUGUUUGUCAUGGCAUAAUGUGGGAAACAUUACAGCAAAAACAUUACUUUCCUGUAAGAUCACAACAGCAUUUCUGUCUUUACUUAUUGCAGAGAAAUAUGAAGCCUAUGAUGUGAUGUUUAGGCACAGUCUUGUGCCUGCUGGGCAGCCUCUUGCUAUUACAUGUUCUCUGGAAAAGAGCUUGAAUGUUAAAAGUGGAGACUACAACUUAACAUGGUAUAAAGUUGGUAACCAGACAGCUGUGCCUAGAGACAAACUUUCUAGAAUUCAUCAGCAGAAGAAUUUAAUUUGGUUUCUCCCUGCAAUGUUAGAAGAUUCUGGAGAUUAUGAAUGUGUCAUAAGUUGCAGGAAUUUGACAAACUGCAGCAAAAUGUCUACAAAAGUAACGGUUUUUGAGAGGAUUAAUGGUUCAUGCUUAAACGAAAAAUUUGCUGUAGAGGAGGUGGUAUUUACUUUAUCAUCUGCAAAGGUUGUGUGUCCACACUUGAAUUACUUCAGGAAUGAGAAGAAUAUUCUGCCUGUUCGCUGGUAUAAGGACUGUCAGCUAUUAAAAGGGAGAAGGUUUGCCUUUUUAAACAGUGAUCUUGUGAUUUUCAAUGUGACUAUGCAAGAUCAAGGAAACUAUACUUGCAAAACAACAUAUAUCUACAAUGGAAAGCAAUAUAACAUUUCACGAGAUGUUAUUCUGACUGUAGCAGUGAGCCCACCAAAAAAGCCUCCAGAAAUAUCUUAUCCACGGAACAACUCCAUUGAAGUGGAACUUGGCUCACAGGUUACAGUGGAUUGCAAUACAACAGGUGCUGAUGGGUAUGAAGUGUUUUGGACAGGCAACGGUGUGUAUAUUGAUGUAUUUUAUAUGAGCAGAAUUUUUGCAAGGCCUUAUGAGGAAGAAACUUCUUAUGAUGGACGCCCUAUCUAUUCUGUGAAGCUCAUAAUUUCAGAAGUGAAUAGUGAAGAUUAUGAACAACCAUUUGUCUGUCAAGCUUCAAAUGCCUUUGGGCAGGUUGCAUCCUAUAUUAUAUUAAAACACAGAGUUCCUGAUACACGAACAUGGCUGAUUGGAGGGCUUCUCUCUUUGUUGCUUUUAACAUUUAUUAUUUUAAUAAUCUAUAAGAUUUUCAAGAUUGACCUGGUGCUUUGGUACCGGGAUUCUGGAUGUGCCUUUUUAAGCAAGGAAGAAACAUUUGUGUUUGUUUUAGAUGGGAAAAUCUAUGAUGCGUAUGUCCUGUAUACAAAAGGCAGUGGAGGCAGCAGCUUCUAUCAUCUGGAAAACUUUGUUCUUGGAAUUCUCCCCAGUGUUUUAGAACAACAAUGUGGAUAUAAUCUCUUUAUAUUAGGAAGGGAUGAUUUACCAGGAGAAGAUAUGGUCAGUGUUGCUGAUGAAACCCUUAAGCAAAGCAGAAGGCUGAUGAUUAUUUUGGCAUCGGAAACACCUAGUUGCCUGUUAGAAGAUGCUUGUGAACAACAAUUAGCUAUGUACAAUGCUCUCAUCCGUGAUGGGACUCAAGUAAUUCUUAUAGAAAUGGAUGAAAUACUGGACUACACAAGCAUGCCAGAAUCAGUCAGGUACAUUAAGCAAAAACAUGGGGCUAUCCAAUGGAAAGGAGAUGUCUCAGAAAAAUCUUGUUCAGCAAAUACAAAAUUCUGGAAGAAUGUACGCUAUCAGAUGCCACCUAAGAAAAAAAUGUCUCAUUCUGAAAUUUAUUUAUUGCGCCAAACUUUGAACAGUUCCACCACAAAGGGAAAUUAAGCCCCACUUACUAAAAUAAUACUGCAAAGGUAAUUAUAAAAUGCUUUCUACAGAAAUUCUGUGUGUUACGAACAGUGUUUUCUUCAAGGAGUAUGAACUACUCAUCCUGUCCCCAAAUUAUAUCCCUAAUAGGAAAAUUCUGUGCAACUUUGUUUCUGUUUGUGCUAUGGAUAGUGACACAAUUUAUUGUGUUGGCCUCAACCAGACAUUUGAAGUAAGUAUGCAGAUCUUACUGGACUGUUAAAUAGUGGUAAUCUACAGAAAUGAAAUAUCCACUGAAGAACCAACCUUGAAGUCCAUUUGUUUCCUAAUUCAAACUGCAGAUGAUAAAUUAAAAACAUUUGUGUAGGCUGCGUUUUCCUAGUCUUUCUGUUCUUCUUGUUGCCCCUCCGUGGUUGUCUGACUUCCUCAUUACCGCAAGAAUUUGUACUGUGCAAGUUCUUGGGGCCCUUCCUGAGCAACAGUCCUCAUCAUUGCUUCUUUAUAGGGAUGGUGAAAUAUAUGACAUGGCAGGUGUAUUUUAAACUACUCAUGACACUGCAUGCAUUUCAGCUGAACAGUUGAUUACCAAAUGUGUUAGAGGAAUGGAGUGAAAUCCACGACUUCUUAAACAUUUAUUGAAUAAUCCUGUGAGAACUCGUACAGUAUUUUUGUUUGUUUUUUUGUUUGUUUUUUUCCUAAACUUUGAAACAGUCAGGAAAAUGAAAAUAUUUCAGGUUUCUUGCAAACUUGAAGCUUUCUAGACUGUGCUGCUACUCAGGAAAACAUAUUCUCAUUCUGUGUCUCACCUGUGUUACCUACAAGCCUAGAAAUUUCACUGAGAAUUUGUCAAAGGUGCUGUGCUUGGGCUGAGCAUCCUGGAUAGGGUGGAAAGUGGCCAGUUCUGAAACCUGAACAGGAGCAGAUGGCAAUAAAUCAUAUCCUGUUUAUUUACGGCCAAAAAAAAGUAAUAAAAAAAAAUAGAGGCAUGUGCUUCCAAGAUCUUUUUCGCUUGUGUUAAAAAACAGAAUCUUCUUAUUUCCAUGGGAUGUAGCAAGGGAAAUAAUAAAGAAAAGAUGCUGAAAACAUGGUUGAUUUUUUCAACUUUAAAUUUUGUUUUAGAGCACCUAAAAAUAAAUAAUAGUAAUUAAAAAAAUGACUCUAGGAUUUGUAGUAUUACAGAGAAGUACAUUGAUUUGUAUGGAGUUGUGCUGUAUUUUUUGUUUCAUCUGUGAAAGUGCUGUGAUGAUUUCUGGUGACUUUUUUUGUAGUUCUUUUCAGAUGUUUGCUACAAUAUUAGAGACAAGCAUUUUUCCACUAGGACUCUUAAGGACUGUAAAUGAAGACAGAUGAUUGUAAAUUGGCAUUUAUCUACCUGAGACUUUCUUUUAAGCAACCACAUUCAGUAUGAGUAUUUAGGCAUUUUAAGUUUUGUGUGUGUGUGAUAAAGUGGGGGAGGUUUUGGUUAUUGUGGUUAAUUGUUAGUUAACUACUGGAGUGCAGCCCAACACAAAGUGCCUUAACCUUCUACUGUGGGAGUUUGUUUGCAGUUGAAUUUUGUGUCUGUUUUCUCUACUUGGAAACUUUUUUUUAGUUCAAUAAAAGAACUCCCAUAGAGACAGA
Molecule: messenger RNA, 4466 nt
Organism: Anas platyrhynchos (mallard)
Lineage: Eukaryota; Metazoa; Chordata; Aves; Anseriformes; Anatidae
Product: interleukin-1 receptor type 1
Biological process (GO): signal transduction; regulation of inflammatory response
Molecular function (GO): interleukin-1, type I, activating receptor activity
Source: RefSeq, a predicted model, not a curated record